AUGUCUACUGAAUCGUUAUAUGCUGCAGUAAAUGGAGUUUUAAAGAAACUAGUAGCAGAAGCGAUUGCAACGGACAAAUGUAUAAAGGUUAUUCAUAGGACGACAAAGAAAACGAUUACUCCUGACAAAAUGGAAGAAAUCUUGGCAACUGCAAAAGAUCAACUACAGGAAUCGGUGUUAAAUGGUGUUAGUCAGGUGAUUCAUAACGAUGAGGUCCUUGAAGGAAUGAUCAAACUGAAAAAUCUUAUUAAAGAAUCAUCAAAGGAAGAUAUAGGAUGGCGACCAAGUGGCAUUCCAUCUGAUGAUAUUGCCGGCCAUUUGCAACCAGUUAUGUUUAAUAAUGAGCAGAAUUUGAUUUGCUUGAGAGAUAAACUAGAAGCUGAAAUUGAGGCAAGCAAUAUCUUAUUUGCUCAUGCUUUUAAGAAACGAAAUAUGUACAAAGAAACUGAAGAUAAAGCUCGAGCAAUGAUGCAAGAAGCAUUACUUUAUAACCAUCCUGUUCACCCGCUACCAUAA
Messenger RNA from Brugia malayi, 516 nucleotides. RefSeq lists its product as uncharacterized. NCBI's taxonomy places the organism in Eukaryota, Metazoa, Nematoda, Chromadorea, Rhabditida, Onchocercidae. The coding region runs from base 1 to 516 and encodes 171 amino acids. The transcript is spliced from 5 exons. The record is from RefSeq and is a predicted model, not a curated record.